Messenger RNA from Ruditapes philippinarum (Manila clam), 3542 nucleotides. RefSeq names its product proton-coupled zinc antiporter SLC30A1-like. Gene Ontology annotation, cellular component: membrane. The record is from RefSeq and is a predicted model, not a curated record. Gene Ontology annotation, molecular function: zinc ion transmembrane transporter activity. Bases 290 to 1537 code for a protein of 415 amino acids. NCBI's taxonomy places the organism in Eukaryota, Metazoa, Mollusca, Bivalvia, Venerida, Veneridae. Gene Ontology annotation, biological process: zinc ion transmembrane transport; detoxification of zinc ion; intracellular zinc ion homeostasis. The transcript is spliced from 9 exons.
UGUAAAAAAAAGAUAAAUGUUGUGUUACUGUUAUAAAUUAGUGUAUUAAAUAUUGAAAUAAUAUCUAAUAGACUGAAAAAUGUAUGCAGUUCUUUUCAAUCAUUGUGAACGAUGAUUGGAUUCUUCCCCAAACCACAAAUCCUGUCUUGACAAUGUUCGUGCCGAGUGCAAGUAAAACAUUCGUCCCGAGUGCACAAUUGAUUUCACACGUUUGACUUGGAAACAAAUCAAUUUGUCUGCAACUUCCUCAUUUGUUCACAAGUUGUAAAGUAAUAAAGUUUGAAUCAAAAUGGGUAAAUACAGUGGAAAAACUUGUCGUCUGCUAACCAUGCUGAGUAUGACAUCAUCGUUCUUCCUCGUAGAGAUUAUUGUUGGAUAUAUCACAAAUUCUAUAGCUCUGGUAGCGGACUCUUUUCACAUGUUAUCUGACGUUGUGGCGCUUAUUGUUGGCUUUGCCUCAGUCAGGAUCUCAAAAUGGCGCUCUCAGAAGAACACAUUUGGUUGGGCGAGAGCGGAAGUUGUCGGAGCUCUCGUAAACUCAGUAUUCCUUAUAGCUCUAUGUUUUUCUAUCUUGGUCGAGGCAUUGAAGAGACUCGUUGAAAUAGAAAAAAUAGAAAAUCCGAAGUUACUCCUGAUCGUAGGUGGCGUCGGUCUCCUGAUUAAUUUCCUCGGACUUGCCUUGUUUCAUAACCAUGGUCACAGUCAUGGUGGAGGUGGGGGUCAUGGUCACAGUCAUGGCGGAGGUCAUGGCCACAGUCACGGGGGUAAAAAUACAGAGGAUGACCAUAUAGCUCAAAAAGAAAGCGAUUCAUUGGUCGAAAGGAAACCAGGAUCAGUUGAAGGAAGUUCUAGUGGGUCUGAGGCUGAUAUGGAAGAAGUGACAAUACAAUUUGAUGAGAAUAGAGUUUCUUCAAGUGCUCAACUUAAUAUGAGAGCAGUAUUUUUACAUGUACUGGGUGAUGCUCUGGGCUCAGUGAUUGUUGUAAUAAGUGCUCUAGUUAUUUGGUUUGUAGACGAAGACUGGGUGUACUAUGUAGACCCUGGUAUGAGCAUCGUCAUGGUGUGCAUAAUUUUAUCAACAACAAUACCACUUUUAAAAGAAGCAGCAUUAAUACUUCUACAGACAGUACCUACACAUAUACAAGUAACAGAUAUAAAAGAUAAAAUGAUGAAAAUAGAUGGUAUAGAAGCGGUACACGAGUUUCACGUGUGGCAGUUAGCAGGAAAUCGUGUGAUUGCCUCCGCCCACAUCAGAUGUCAUAAUCCACACGAAUAUAUGGCUUUAGCAGGGAAAAUAAAAGACCUCUUCCAUAAUGAAGGAAUACAUUCCACAACUAUACAACCUGAAUUUUCUGAGGACUGGGACAACAUGCAAUCUAGCUGUGUUUUAGCAUGUGGUCCAGAGAAAAAUUGUUACCCUGACACAUGCUGUGCUGUGUCAAAGAAGACUUCGCCAAACAAGUCAGAAAAUGGGACCGUUACAACCAAGAGGCGGGCAGGGAAUGGAAAACAGUCGCCGCCAAAUGAAAUCGUAUGAUUUAACAAAGUAUUAGGAAUUUUGAUGAUAAGUUUGGGAACAAAACUAUUUAUACUCUCAGUGUUUCUUCAUGAACAAAAAUCAGAUUGUGUGUUGCAAUGUAUUGGUGUGUAAUUGAUUAUAUAGGUGCUUAAUUAUUUUGUCAUAAUUGUUGUCAAACGUCGAUUUGAAUUAGUUUUUCAGGUUUUUGACUGAAAUAUAGAUUAUGUCUUUAUGGAUUUUAUCGAAACUAAAAGGCAUUUAAUACAUAUUGUCAAAUGAAUUUUUAGCCUGAAAUAUGUUGUUAUCAUUUUUUAUAGAUUUUUACUCAAAACACUUAAAACUGUUGACAUCUGUAAAGUUUUAAGUAAUAGAAAUGUUGGUCUUUACUGAGAGGUGGUCUUUAUUUGAAGGUUCACUGAAUAUCUUUAACACAUAGCAAACGGAAAGUUUAUGGUUUUAUGAAAAGGGAUUGAUAACUUAUGAGCAGAUGAGCGGACAGAGAAAAAAAUCUAAAAUUAGGACAUUGUACUGUCUGGUUAUAACGUUACGUUUUUUUUUCAUCCUUGCUAGUUGGUGCAAACAUUGUUACUUUCUGUGCCUUUUGUUUAUGUUUUAAGAAAAUUAAAUAUGUUUUUACAAGAAGGUUAUGAUUUUUGCCUAUUUGAGCUUUUUAUAAGACGGGGAAAGUGACAACAUUGGGUAAACAUUAAUAGUAACAUUUGAUUGAUUCAUUUAACUUAUUUAUAUAUUAAGACUUGAGAAUAUCAUACUAAAAUCAUUAUUCGUUAUCAAUGUUCUUAUCAAUAUGGCAUUGUGUUCAAUUAAAGCUAAUACUUCUGUUCUAUAGUCAAUGUGAAAAUUUUAUUUUGAAAUCCACAUUCUAUAUCCCAGUGACUGAACUGCAUGAGGUUUCUGUAUUAACCCGCCUAUAGGACUGAUAACUCAUAAGACGGGGUCCAAACUUUGCCUUAAAAUUGGGAUAUAUUGCAUUGACAGACGAACAUUUUGGAAAAAGUACACACUUUUUAACUAAUACUUACUUUAAAUUAGUAUCCCACAUAAUUUUUUUUAUAAAAAUGGGAUAAAACACACAAGUACAAGCUAAUGUACAAUUAAUUAUGACACAAAUGCUAUUUCUCUCCUGUGAUGAAGUCAUGAUGUGAUCAUGUUUAAACAUUGUUUUAUAAUGUAGAUAUUGUACAUUUAUAGUGUUUUAUCUAUGUCUAUAUGUUGAAUUUGUAUUUAUAUGUAUAUAUGAAUUGGAAUAUUGUAAAUUUUUAUGUGUGUUAUGGGGCUUAUCCAUAUCUUGUGCAUUUCAUAAUGAUAUUUUUAUGCUCUCCAAAUUUUUUAAAUGGAGCAUAUGUUAUGGCUUUUAACUGUUGUAUCAUCAAACUAACAAGAAAUUUCCUUUACCUUUAUCGACUUAUCGACUGGUAUCGUAGAUUUUCGGCAUUUUUGAAUGAUCUGUUGACUGGUUCAUUAAAGCUCGGUUUCAGGUUGAUGAAGACAAGGUUAAGGUCAUUGAGAAAAAAAAUAGAUUUUUUCCUUCUUUUCUGCAUAGCUAGGCAAUGUAUCCAAUAGACAUAUACAUUGGAGAUUUUCAUUUUUUAUUCAAUACAAGCUAGUCAUGUAAUUUACAUAGAUCACCAUUCUAUGAUACUGACUUAGUCAUGUAAAGUUACAUGUGUUAAGUUCAUGAGAGAUCAUCAAAAUUUGGCUUUAAUAUUUAUUUUACUGAUCUCAGUUAUUUUGAUAUAUAUAUAUGUGUGUGUAUAUUUUUAUUAAUCAAAAGUAUUUCUUAAAGUUACACAUAUCAAAUUAUUAUAGGAAAAUUACACCAAUCCACUGUGUAUUAUUUUCAUAAACAAGUAAUGUUACUCGUCACCUUAGUGCAAUAACUGGUUAACUCCUAUUAAAUUAGAAGGACUUAACCCGUUUUUGCACUAAGGGGACGAAAGUCAUGCACUAAGGGGAUGAAAAGUCAUUAAGAUAGUGAAAAUAACAUUGAUAUUCUAUCCUUGCC